Molecule: messenger RNA, 2256 nt
Organism: Babesia bovis T2Bo
Lineage: Eukaryota; Apicomplexa; Aconoidasida; Piroplasmida; Babesiidae
Exons: 4
Coding region: 9-2234 (741 amino acids)
Source: RefSeq, a predicted model, not a curated record
GCAAGAGGAUGAUUUACCCGCUGCGCAAGUGCGCGCUUUCACAAUCUCAGCGUAGAAUCUUGCAGAAAAGAGCUAAUCUACGAUUUUAUGCAACUUCCGCUGACGCUGAGCCGCUGGUGAAACCAUGUGCGUUCAGUAGAUCGGACUGGGAGCGCCGACGUAUACAGGAAGAGGCCACUUGCGCUGACUCAAGGGUGGAUUCUGAUGGCUGGCAGUCUCUUAUGCGUAGCCAACGUGGCUUUGGUCGGCCACAUACACAUAAGAGCAAAAUUGGUACUAGUUUUAUUGCCCGUCUUCAGAAUGUAAACAACAAUACACCGGAAAGUGAGCUUAGGAAUCUGCUGGUAGAAAUAUCACUUCACAUCGAUGAGUUAAACGAGUACGAACUGGUGGAUAUUGGAUAUUAUUUAACUAGAGUGAAUUCGCCAGAAUGCCCGCUGGUCGUAGAACCCAUACUGCAUCGCUUCUUUUCAUUACCCGAACGACAUUCUUGUUUAAAUGGAGUAUACAUUCACAGGCUCCUGAGAACCAUGUUUAUCUACCAAGACGUGACAUAUCGCGUAUGGGUCUAUGAGAUUGCUCAAAUCGUCGGAUUGAAACAUAGGCACAUGCUUAUGCGUGACGUGCAACUGGUUAUUGAUGAUCUAUCGCUAUUUUACGAUGCAGCUGCACAGGGCGCUUUGACCAAGUUUGAAGGGGUGCUCAUUAAACGUGCUAACGAGUUAGAGAUUAAUCGUUUACCAUUAGUCAUCCAUGCCUUAGGCCGCUGCGGAUAUAAUACUGUUGAUGUAGCUCGUGUGGUUCAUGAGAUGUACCUUGCUAAGCGCGGGCAUCCUGAUUUCUACAAGUGUCAUCUUAUAGGCUUGUUGCUCAAGGGAUACGCUCAAUUCCAUUUUCAUCCUGGGAUGCAUUUCAUGGACGAUGCGUGGAUGCAUAUACGCGAUAGUGUAAGUACUGCGGAGUUCAAGUACCUAUCCUGGUUGUCUGAGUCUUUCCUUCGAAUGCGUCUUGUAGAUCACGCGCCGUUAGUGCUGGAUGAGCUUUUAAAGAAACAUGAGCUAUUGAGCCAUCUAGAAUACACAGAUUUCAUAUCGGGAUGCUGGUCUAUACAAACACAUAUACUAUCACGGGAGUUUGCCAAGUACCUUGUACCGGGCUCAAUGUGGCAGUUGGAUGCAUUAUCUCCGGAUGAGCUAACCAGGGUAUCCAACCCCAACACUUUGCGCACGCUGUAUCGCUAUUACCACAUGUUGUUGAGAGCAGUCAUGUGCAACAUGGGCACCAAAAUAUAUGGCUCCACACCACCGUAUAGAGCUACGCAAUUCGAGCUGCUGACUCGUUUGCUGGUGAUAUAUCCUAAUCCUAGGGAUUUUAGGGAUAUAUUGCCAUUACGAAAGUUCGACGCCGUAUACCCCAAGAUAGAGAUACCAGGUAAUCGCCAUGUUCCUAAGCUCGGUACACUGGAGUUCAUUUUUCAGGAUUAUAGUCCAUUAAGAGCAUCACGUUUCUUUGGUGAGGGGCAUGAUCUUGAAAGCGCACUGUCUAGUACGCUCUCUGAGGUUGCGGAUGUUGAUUUCAUGGAAAUAGAUUUGAAACACAAUUCACCUUGGGUAGAUGCAACUACUUCCAAUGGACCUAAUGAGGACACUAUUCACGGUUUUGCAUCAUGUGGGACCAAUAAGGUCGAUCCUGAUGAAGUAUCUCCGGUGGGAUCUGAAGACCAACCACUGCUAACACCGUUGCCAGCAAUACUCAAGACAUACCUCCACUCUAUAUUCUUUAGGACACCUGCGUUGGCGCCAAGAGGUAUACGCAUAUUGCUACAGGGACUAGUGAGGAUCCAUUUUGAACUCAGGGAAGAUUGCAUUGUAGAACCUGACCUGCUCCCACAUGUGAAAACAAAACAUUACAACCGACCGCUUUCACAUGCUAUAGUACGCGAGGUUUAUCGCAAGCUAGCCUGUUACAACACUGAUGACUUGCUCAUCACACUUUACUGCAUGUUACAGUUACGUAUGUUACACCUGGAGUUAGCACCUACUAUGCUACAACAACUUACGGGAAUGUGGGCUCACCAACUGGAAGAUGGCCUGCUGAAUUGUGCUCAGCGUGAACAUGUAAGAGUGUUCUAUGAGACUUUGUUACACAAUGAGCCUGAGGUAUACACAGGGCUACGUGGACAGGCGCUAGAUACGAUACUGCAAUACUGCCCGCUUCCAAAUAUUACAGCUUGAUGUACCCUAAGGUAACACAACC